CAUAUAUUCUUUCCUUAUCUUUAAGAAAUUUCAAGGAAACAGAAGAGAUAACUCAGCAUCUGUUUGCCUGCAGAUGUAGUGUGUUUGCGUAUAUUUAAAGACUGUGAAUGAUUGCGCAACAGAAGGCAGGCAGCUCAUCAUGUGUGGGCUAUUACCCAAUUCAGGCAUUUGCAGGGUCUGUUUCAUGGUUUUCUUUUGGGCGGUGCACCGUGCGGUUAUUACCGAAUUAAAUGACCUAGUCAUGUAUUUGCAUUGACAUAAACAAGCUGAGCAGCUGCUAUAUUAUAAGCUGCUUACACCAGUGCUGACUCCGGACACAUGUGCGGCUCUCACUCUUCCUUCAGGAAAGAAAAGGGUUGUAAGAGACAUUUUUCAUGGGGAUUACCCAACCUGAUCUCAGUUAGAAGGUAAAUAUUUCUCUUGUAGUCAGUUGAAACAACCGGUGAUAUGCCUGAUGAAUUGGCAAUUAGAAAGCAAGUGCUCUGAGAGUUUGACCAUUCUGUGUACGGUUUCCUCUCAGGAGCGCAUGGGGUAUGUCGGGUGGCAUGCCCUUCAGUCAGGCCAAUGUCAAUGGCAGCUAAUAAUUGCUUCAACUGGCUGUUGAACAAGUGUAUUUUAUCACAAAACACAACGUACAAACCACCAUUAUAUGCCAAUUAUUUGCAUUUCAAUGCAGAUAAAUAAAUGCUCUGUGCAUUCACUUCCUACUGAACUCCUGCUGGUGUGUUCACGUAGUAGACUUCCUAGAUCUGUGAUUGGUCCAGUGUGUAUAACAGGUGCCUAGCGGCUUAAUCCAAUUGUACUUCUGCAGCAGUGCUUCUAGGAGAACGAGUCAGCUCGGAGCUUCACUGCAAUGAAGCAAAUCAUCUUCUUUGUUUUGGCCAUCAUGCUGCUCCCACAUGCACAAGGUGAGGAAGAGGAGGAUCAGCCAGAGACCAUGGAGGAGGUGGGCUUGGAGGAGGAGGACCUGCUGGAGUGUUUCCGCUGUGACCUGGGCUUCUGGGACGCCUGCUAUACCACCAGGGUCUACUGCAGCCCUGGGGAGAGGUGCUUCACUGGCCGCGGGAAGGCAGUGGACCUGCUGGACGUGAAGACGCUGGGCUGUGUGAAGACAGAGGAGUGCAGCGCCAAGACCAGCCUGGAGCUGUACCCCAACGCCACCCUCUACACCAUGACCAAGCACUGCUGCGACACCGCCUUCUGCAACGCGGCGCGCCCGGCGCGGCCCGUCGGCCUGUGCUCCUACCUGACGGGCCCCGCGCUCGGCCUCUGGUACCUCACAGGACCGCCCCCCAGACUGCACUAGCUCAUCUCUACAGCGAGCGUCCAAUGGACCAGCAUGAAGACUGUGCUCUGUUUCCCCGCCGACGGACUGCACAGCCAGAUGGUGAACCCCGGCUGUCUGUUCAAUGAGCGGCCUGACAGCCACCAUCGACUGGAUGAUGACUGAAGAUAAAUCAGUUGUCUUUGUUUAAUGUUAAAGCUCAAUAGCUGAAGGAGUGUUAAUGUAUUUAUUAUAAUAUUUUCACUAGUCUCACCAUUCCUUCCAGUAGGAAGGAGUCGUUUACCUAACCAUCAACUGCUGCUGUCAGAAACAGAAUAAAAGGCUGGAUCAAGUGCCAGAUGGUGGAAUGUGUUAUUAACGCAGUAUAAUUGAAUGCAGUGCCAGACUCACAGGCCACAAUCCAAUUCAUUUUAUUGGUUGUUUUUCUAAGAUGUCUUUCAUUGUACCAUAAAUAGUUUUAAACAUUUAUUGAAACUAGGUAUACAGUGUUAUUUUUAAUAGGAGGUAAAUAUUUGUAUGUAUGUCAUUAGAAAUAGAUCAUUUUCCUUAGAAAGCCAAUAAAGUUGAAUCUGAUGUUUCAUAAA
Messenger RNA from Gadus morhua (Atlantic cod), 1869 nucleotides. RefSeq names its product sperm acrosome membrane-associated protein 4-like. The record is from RefSeq and is a predicted model, not a curated record. The coding region runs from base 854 to 1306 and encodes 150 amino acids. Gene Ontology annotation, cellular component: membrane. Gene Ontology annotation, biological process: sperm-egg recognition. The transcript has 3 exons. Lineage: Eukaryota; Metazoa; Chordata; Actinopteri; Gadiformes; Gadidae.